This is a messenger RNA of Owenia fusiformis, 677 nucleotides long. NCBI's taxonomy places the organism in Eukaryota, Metazoa, Annelida, Polychaeta, Sabellida, Oweniidae. The record is from the annotation of a GenBank genome assembly.
UGUAAAUAAAGUUAUUCUCAAAACAAGAGAUGUUGAUAAUGGUUUGAGGAUACGAGGAUUUAUCAAAUUGGAAACAUUUCAGAUAGCACCAAUAAAUCGUAACGUCACUUUGAAUGAGAUCCCAAGAGAUUGGAAUGACAUCAGAGAAGAAAGAGAUACCAACAAAGAAACGGGAUCCAAUCGAUCACAUCGAGCUGAAUUAUCCAAAUGGUGAUAUUGUGGCUUCCAUGACAAACAAUGCACCUAAGAUUGCUAUGAAAUGAAGCAAUGGGGCUUUACUUUGUGCAUGGGGAUUGUGCUGUUUAGAAAGGAGAUGAAUAGCCGAACUUCAUUUUGGGGAUUCUUGGAUGAUUUAUGCAUGGCAGUAGAGGAUGAGAGAGAAGAUGACCAAGAUAUGAUCAAUAAGGUUCUCCUUGGUGGUGACAUCAUAUGGAAUAACAGCACUGACCAACCACCCAUAAAUGAUCCUUUUAGUAACCUUGGUAACAUAACUGGAAAGACAACAGAUGGCCUUGUUGUGAGAGCCCUGUCUUCAAAAGAUUUUUGCAGAUUAACAUGUUUCAAAGACAGGAAACACUAUGUGCGACAUACUCGAUUUGACCACAAAAAUUGGUUAUUGAACAACGACUGGGAAAAUGCGUUCUAUGAAGCGAAUGACUUUAAAGGUUUAAUAAAUG